CAAGCUCAAACAGCUACAUCACAAGAGGAGAGUCAACAUCAUUUAGCACAGCAGAAACUAUCAACAUGGAGCCUGCAAUAACAACAGGCGAUUUAUCAGAAUCAUCUUCAACCAUAGACAAGACAAUGCUUCCAACUUCACCUACAUUUAGUUCCACUGCAGGUGUAGAAGAAACUUACAGCCAUGCACCAAAAACCACCCCAUCAGAGUACACAGCCCUCCCAAUAAUAAAAGCUACAAUUGACACUUCUGCAGAGUUAUUAACAAAAGAGCCAUCUUCUUCUAUAACUGCCACAACUUUGGAAACAGCAGAAACAACUUCACAAUCAGAACCAAUGACGACGGUGGACUUUUCAAAUGCAGUGCAGGAAUCAACAGCUCUGUCAUCCAUGCCAACUGACCCACCUGACACAAGUGCUCAGUUUAGUAUGUCAACCCAAGCUAUGACUGAAACUCAAAGAGAAACAAGAACGGAAACUGAUUUUUCAACAAUUAAGACCACAGACAUUGAUUCCACAGCAGUAAAUGACCCUUCAUCGUCCAUGCAAACACUGAUUUCUCAGGCUUCAGCAACACUUUCAGUAACUUCAGAUGUGGGAAAAUCAACAGAAACAUCAGAAGGAAGAACUUCAGCCCAAUCAGACAUAAAUAAUACAGACCUUCCUGCAAUAAUCUCAACUGCUGAACCAUCAAUAUCAACAUCCUUCAGUUCCACAAGCUCAAACAGCUACAUCACAAGAGGAGAGUCAACAUCAUUUAGCACAGCAGAAACUAUCAACAUGGAGCCUGCAAUAACAACAGGCGAUUUAUCAGAAUCAUCUUCAACCAUAGACAAGACAAUGCUUCCAACUUCACCUACAUUUAGUUCCACUGCAGGUGUAGAAGAAACUUACAGCCAUGCACCAAAAACCACCCCAUCAGAGUACACAGCCCUCCCAAUAAUAAAAGCUACAAUUGACACUUCUGCAGAGUUAUUAACAAAAGAGCCAUCUUCUUCUAUAACUGCCACAACUUUGGAAACAGCAGAAACAACUUCACAAUCAGAACCAAUGACGACGGUGGACUUUUCUAAUGCAGUGCAGGAAUCAACAGCUCUGUCAUCCAUGCCAACUGACCCACCUGACACAAGUGCUCAGUUUAGUAUGUCAACCCAAGCUAUGACUGAAACUCAAAGAGAAACAAGAACGGAAACUGAUUUUUCAACAAUUAAGACUACAGACAUUGAUUCCACAGCAGUAAAUGACCCUUCAUCGUCCAUGCAAACACUGAUUUCUCAGGCUUCAGCAACACUUUCAGUAACUUCAGAUGUGGGAAAAUCAACAGAAACAUCAGAAGGAAGAACUUCAGCCCAAUCAGACAUAAAUAAUACAGACCAUCCUGCAAUAAUCUCAACUGCUGAACCAUCACAAUCAACAACCUUCAGUUCCACAAGCUCAAACAGCUACAUCACAACAGGAGAGUCAACAUCAUUUAGCACAGCAGAAACUAUCAACAUGGAGCCUGCAAUAACAACAGGCGAUUUAUCAGAAUCAUCUUCAACCAUAGACAAGACAAUGCUUCCAACUUCACCUACAUUUAGUUCCACUGCAGGCGUAGAAGAAACUUACAGUCAUGCACCGAAAACCACCCCAUCAGACUACACAGCCCUCCCAAUACAAAAAGCUACAACUGACACUUCUGCAGAGUUAUUAACAAAAGAGCCAUCUUCUUCUAUGACUGCCACAACUUUGGAAACAGCAGAAACAACUUCACAAUCAGAACCAAUGACGACGGUGGACUUUUCAAAUGCAAUGCAGGAAUCAACAGCUCUGUCAUCCAUGCCAACUGACCCACCUGACACAAGUGCUCAGUUUAGUAUGUCAAGCCAAGCUAUGACUGAAACACAAAGAGAAACAAGAACGGAAACUGAUUUUUCAACAAUUAAGACUACAGACAUUGAUUCCACAGCUGUAAAUGACCCUUCAUCGUCCAUGCAAACACUGAUUUCUCAGGCUUCAGCAACACUUUCAGUAACUUCAGAUGUGGGAAAAUCAACAGAAACAUCAGAAGGAAGAACUUCAGCCCAAUCAGACAUAAAUAAUACAGACCUUCCUGCAAUAAUCUCAACUGCUGAACCAUCACAAUCAACAUCCUUCAGUUCCACAAGCUCAAACAGCUACAUCACAACAGGAGAGUCAACAUCAUUUAGCACAGCAGAAACUAUCAACAUGGAGCCUGCAAUAACAACAGGCGAUUUAUCAGAAUCAUCUUCAACCAUAGACAAGACAAUGCUUCCAACUUCACCUACAUUUAGUUCCACUGCAGGCGUAGAAGAAACUUACAGCCAUGCAUCAAAAACCACCCCAUCAGAGUACACAGCCCUCCCAAUAAUAAAAGCUACAAUUGACACUUCUGCAGAGUUAUUAACAAAAGAGCCAUCUUCUUCUAUAACUGCCACAACUUUGGAAACAGCAGAAACAACUUCACAAUCAGAACCAAUGACGACGGUGGACUUUUCAAAUGCAAUGCAGGAAUCAACAGCUCUGUCAUCCAUGCCAACUGACCCACCUGACACAAGUGCUCAGUUUAGUAUGUCAAGCCAAGCUAUGACUGAAACACAAAGAGAAACAAGAACGGAAACUGAUUUUUCAACAAUUAAGACUACAGACAUUGAUUCCACAGCUGUAAAUGACCCUUCAUCGUCCAUGCAAACACUGAUUUCUCAGGCUUCAGCAACACUUUCAGUAACUUCAGAUGUGGGAAAAUCAACAGAAACAUCAGAAGGAAGAACUUCAGCCCAAUCAGACAUAAAUAAUACAGACCUUCCUGCAAUAAUCUCAACUGCUGAACCAUCACAAUCAACAUCCUUCAGUUCCACAAGCUCAAACAGCUACAUCACAACAGGAGAGUCAACAUCAUUUAGCACAGCAGAAACUAUCAACAUGGAGCCUGCAAUAACAACAGGCGAUUUAUCAGAAUCAUCUUCAACCAUAGACAAGACAAUGCUUCCAACUUCACCUACAUUUAGUUCCACUGCAGGCGUAGAAGAAACUUACAGUCAUGCACCGAAAACCACCCCAUCAGACUACACAGCCCUCCCAAUACUAAAAGCUACAACUGACACUUCUGCAGAGUUAUUAACAAAAGAGCCAUCUUCUUCUAUAACUGCCACAACUUUGGAAACAGCAGAAACAACUUCACAAUCAGAACCAAUGACGACGGUGGACUUUUCAAAUGCAGUGCAGGAAUCAACAGCUCUGUCAUCCAUGCCAACUGACCCACCUGACACAAGUGCUCAGUUUAGUAUGUCAAGCCAAGCUAUGACUGAAACACAAAGAGAAACAAGAACGGAAACUGAUUUUUCAACAAUUAAGACUACAGACAUUGAUUCCACAGCUGUAAAUGACCCUUCAUCGUCCAUGCAAACACUGAUUUCUCAGGCUUCAGCAACACUUUCAGUAACUUCAGAUGUGGGAAAAUCAACAGAAACAUCAGAAGGAAGAACUUCAGCCCAAUCAGACAUAAAUAAUACAGACCUUCCUGCAAUAAUCUCAACUGCUGAACCAUCACAAUCAACAUCCUUCAGUUCCACAAGCUCAAACAGCUACAUCACAAGAGGAGAGUCAACAUCAUUUAGCACAGCAGAAACUAUCAACAUGGAGCCUGCAAUAACAACAGGCGAUUUAUCAGAAUCAUCUUCAACCAUAGACAAGACAAUGCUUCCAACUUCACCUACAUUUAGUUCCACUGCAGGCGUAGAAGAAACUUACAGCCAUGCACCAAAAACCACCCCAUCAGAGUACACAGCCCUCCCAAUAAUAAAAGCUACAAUUGACACUUCUGCAGAGUUAUUAACAAAAGAGCCAUCUUCUUCUAUAACUGCCACAACUUUGGAAACAGCAGAAACAACUUCACAAUCAGAACCAAUGACGACGGUGGACUUUUCUAAUGCAGUGCAGGAAUCAACAGCUCUGUCAUCCAUGCCAACUGACCCACCUGACACAAGUGCUCAGUUUAGUAUGUCAACCCAAGCUAUGACUGAAACUCAAAGAGAAACAAGAACGGAAACUGAUUUUUCAACAAUUAAGACUACAGACAUUGAUUCCACAGCAGUAAAUGACCCUUCAUCGUCCAUGCAAACACUGAUUUCUCAGGCUUCAGCAACACUUUCAGUAACUUCAGAUGUGGGAAAAUCAACAGAAACAUCAGAAGGAAGAACUUCAGCCCAAUCAGACAUAAAUAAUACAGACCAUCCUGCAAUAAUCUCAACUGCUGAACCAUCACAAUCAACAACCUUCAGUUCCACAAGCUCAAACAGCUACAUCACAACAGGAGAGUCAACAUCAUUUAGCACAGCAGAAACUAUCAACAUGGAGCCUGCAAUAACAACAGGCGAUUUAUCAGAAUCAUCUUCAACCAUAGACAAGACAAUGCUUCCAACUUCACCUACAUUUAGUUCCACUGCAGGCGUAGAAGAAACUUACAGUCAUGCACCGAAAACCACCCCAUCAGACUACACAGCCCUCCCAAUACAAAAAGCUACAACUGACACUUCUGCAGAGUUAUUAACAAAAGAGCCAUCUUCUUCUAUAACUGCCACAACUUUGGAAACAGCAGAAACAACUUCACAAUCAGAACCAAUGACGACGGUGGACUUUUCAAAUGCAGUGCAGGAAUCAACAGCUCUGUCAUCCAUGCCAACUGACCCACCUGACACAAGUGCUCAGUUUAGUAUGUCAAGCCAAGCUAUGACUGAAACACAAAGAGAAACAAGAACGGAAACUGAUUUUUCAACAAUUAAGACUACAGACAUUGAUUCCACAGCUGUAAAUGACCCUUCAUCGUCCAUGCAAACACUGAUUUCUCAGGCUUCAGCAACACUUUCAGUAACUUCAGAUGUGGGAAAAUCAACAGAAACAUCAGAAGGAAGAAGUUCAGCCCAAUCAGACAUAAAUAAUACAGACCUUCCUGCAAUAAUCUCAACUGCUGAACCAUCACAAUCAACAUCCUUCAGUUCCACAAGCUCAAACAGCUACAUCACAACAGGAGAGUCAACAUCAUUUAGCACAGCAGAAACUAUCAACAUGGAGCCUGCAAUAACAACAGGCGAUUUAUCAGAAUCAUCUUCAACCAUAGACAAGACAAUGCUUCCAACUUCACCUACAUUUAGUUCCACUGCAGGCGUAGAAGAAACUUACAGUCAUGCACCGAAAACCACCCCAUCAGACUACACAGCCCUCCCAAUACAAAAAGCUACAACUGACACUUCUGCAGAGUUAUUAACAAAAGAGCCAUCUUCUUCUAUAACUGCCACAACUUUGGAAACAGCAGAAACAACUUCACAAUCAGAACCAAUGACGACGGUGGACUUUUCAAAUGCAGUGCAGGAAUCAACAGCUCUGUCAUCCAUGCCAACUGACCCACCUGACACAAGUGCUCAGUUUAGUAUGUCAACCCAAGCUAUGACUGAAACACAAAGAGAAACAAGAACGGAAACUGAUUUUUCAACAAUUAAGACUACAGACAUUGAUUCCACAGCUGUAAAUGACCCUUCAUCGUCCAUGCAAACACUGAUUUCUCAGGCUUCAGCAACACUUUCAGUAACUUCAGAUGUGGGAAAAUCAACAGAAACAUCAGAAGGAAGAACUUCAGCCCAAUCAGACAUAAAUAAUACAGACCUUCCUGCAAUAAUCUCAACUGCUGAACCAUCACAAUCAACAUCCUUCAGUUCCACAAGCUCAAACAGCUACAUCACAACAGGAGAGUCAACAUCAUUUAGCACAGCAGAAACUAUCAACAUGGAGCCUGCAAUAACAACAGGCGAUUUAUCAGAAUCAUCUUCAACCAUAGACAAGACAAUGCUUCCAACUUCACCUACAUUUAGUUCCACUGCAGGCGUAGAAGAAACUUACAGUCAUGCACCGAAAACCACCCCAUCAGACUACACAGCCCUCCCAAUACAAAAAGCUACAACUGACACUUCUGCAGAGUUAUUAACAAAAGAGCCAUCUUCUUCUAUAACUGCCACAACUUUGGAAACAGCAGAAACAACUUCACAAUCAGAACCAAUGACGACGGUGGACUUUUCAAAUGCAGUGCAGGAAUCAACAGCUCUGUCAUCCAUGCCAACUGACCCACCUGACACAAGUGCUCAGUUUAGUAUGUCAACCCAAGCUAUGACUGAAACACAAAGAGAAACAAGAACGGAAACUGAUUUUUCAACAAUUAAGACUACAGACAUUGAUUCCACAUCUGUAAAUGACCCUUCAUCGUCCAUGCAAACACUGAUUUCUCAGGCUUCAGCAACACUUUCAGUAACUUCAGAUGUGGGAAAAUCAACAGAAACAUCAGAAGGAAGAACUUCAGCCCAAUCAGACAUAAAUAAUACAGACCUUCCUGCAAUAAUCUCAACUGCUGAACCAUCAAUAUCAACAUCCUUCAGUUCCACAAGCUCAAACAGCUACAUCACAAGAGGAGAGUCAACAUCAUUUAGCACAGCAGAAACUAUCAACAUGGAGCCUGCAAUAACAACAGGCGAUUUAUCAGAAUCAUCUUCAACCAUAGACAAGACAAUGCUUCCAACUUCACCUACAUUUAGUUCCACUGCAGGUGUAGAAGAAACUUACAGCCAUGCACCAAAAACCACCCCAUCAGAGUACACAGCCCUCCCAAUAAUAAAAGCUACAAUUGACACUUCUGCAGAGUUAUUAACAAAAGAGCCAUCUUCUUCUAUAACUGCCACAACUUUGGAAACAGCAGAAACAACUUCACAAUCAGAACCAAUGACGACGGUGGACUUUUCAAAUGCAGUGCAGGAAUCAACAGCUCUGUCAUCCAUGCCAACUGACCCACCUGACACAAGUGCUCAGUUUAGUAUGUCAACCCAAGCUAUGACUGAAACUCAAAGAGAAACAAGAACGGAAACUGAUUUUUCAACAAUUAAGACUACAGACAUUGAUUCCACAGCAGUAAAUGACCCUUCAUCGUCCAUGCAAACACUGAUUUCUCAGGCUUCAGCAACACUUUCAGUAACUUCAGAUGUGGGAAAAUCAACAGAAACAUCAGAAGGAAGAACUUCAGCCCAAUCAGACAUAAAUAAUACAGACCAUCCUGCAAUAAUCUCAACUGCUGAACCAUCACAAUCAACAACCUUCAGUUCCACAAGCUCAAACAGCUACAUCACAACAGGAGAGUCAACAUCAUUUAGCACAGCAGAAACUAUCAACAUGGAGCCUGCAAUAACAACAGGCGAUUUAUCAGAAUCAUCUUCAACCAUAGACAAGACAAUGCUUCCAACUUCACCUACAUUUAGUUCCACUGCAGGCGUAGAAGAAACUUACAGUCAUGCACCGAAAACCACCCCAUCAGACUACACAGCCCUCCCAAUACAAAAAGCUACAACUGACACUUCUGCAGAGUUAUUAACAAAAGAGCCAUCUUCUUCUAUAACUGCCACAACUUUGGAAACAGCAGAAACAACUUCACAAUCAGAACUAAUGACGACGGUGGACUUUUCAAAUGCAGUGCAGGAAUCAACAGCUCUGUCAUCCAUGCCAACUGACCCACCUGACACAAGUGCUCAGUUUAGUAUGUCAAGCCAAGCUAUGACUGAAACACAAAGAGAAACAAGAACGGAAACUGAUUUUUCAACAAUUAAGACUACAGACAUUGAUUCCACAGCUGUAAAUGACCCUUCAUCGUCCAUGCAAACACUGAUUUCUCAGGCUUCAGCAACACUUUCAGUAACUUCAGAUGUGGGAAAAUCAACAGAAACAUCAGAAGGAAGAACUUCAGCCCAAUCAGAUAUAAAUAAUACAGACCUUCCUGCAAUAAUCUCAACUGCUGAACCAUCACAAUCAACAACCUUCAGUUCCACAAGCUCAAACAGCUACAUCACAACAGGAGAGUCAACAUCAUUUAGCACAGCAGAAACUAUCAACAUGGAGCCUGCAAUAACAACAGGCGAUUUAUCAGAAUCAUCUUCAACCAUAGACAAGACAAUGCUUCCAACUUCACCUACAUUUAGUUCCACUGCAGGCGUAGAAGAAACUUACAGUCAUGCACCAACAACCACCCCAUCAGACUACACAGCCCUCCCAAUACUAAAAGCUACAACUGACACUUCUGCAGAGUUAUUAACAAAAGAGCCAUCUUCCUCUCUAACUGCCACAACUUUGGAAACAGCAGAAACAACUUCACAAUCAGAACCAAUGACGACGGUGGACUUUUCAAAUGCAGUGCAGGAAUCAACAGCUCUGUCAUCCAUGCCAACUGACCAACCUGACACAAGUGCUCAGUUUAGUAUGUCAACCCAAGCUAUGACUGAAAAACAAAGAGAAACAAGAACAGAAACUGAUUUUUCAACAAUUAAGACUACAGACAUUAAUUCCACAGCUGUAAAUGACCCUUCAUCGUCCAUGCAAACACUGAUUUCUCAGGCGUCAGCAACACUUUCAGUAACUUCAGAUGUGGGAAAAUCAACAGAAACAUCAGAAGGAAGAACUUCAGCCCAAUCAGAUAUAAAUAAUACAGACCUUCCUGCAAUAAUCUCAACUGCUGAACCAUCACAAUCAACAUCCUUCAGUUCCACAAGCUCAAACAGCUACAUCACAACAGGAGAGUCAACAUCAUUUAGCACAGCAGAAACUAUCAACAUGGAGCCUGCAAUAACAACAGGCGAUUCAUCAGAAUCAUCUUCAACCAUAGACAAGACAAUGCUUCCAACUUCACCUACAUUUAGUUCCACUGCAGGCGUAGAAGAAACUUACAGUCAUGCACCGAAAACCACCCCAUCAGACUACACAGCCCUCCCAAUACUAAAAGCUACAACUGACACUUCUGCAGAGUUAUUAACAAAAGAGCCAUCUUCUUCUAUAACUGCCACAACUUUGGAAACAGCAGAAACAACUUCACAUUCAAAACCAAUCACGACGGCGGACUUUUCAAAUGCAGUGCAGGAAUCAACAGCUCUGUCAUCCUUGCCAACUGACCCAUCUGACUCAAGUGCUCAGUUUAGUAUGUCAACCCAAGCUAUGACUGAAACACAAAGAGAAACAAGAACGAAAACUGAUUUUUCAACAAUUAAGACGACUGACAUUGAUUCCACAGCUGUAAAUGACCCUUCAUCAUCCAUGCAAACACUGAUUUCUCAGGCUUCAGCAACACUUUCAGUAACUUCAGAUGUGGGAAAAUCAACAGAAACAUCAGAAGGAACAACUUCAGCCCAAUCAGAUGUAAAUAAUACAGACAAAAUCUCAACUGCUGAACCAUCACAAUCAACAUCCUUCAGUUCCACUAGCUCAAACGGCUACAUCAGAACAGGAGAGUCAACAUCAUUUAGCACAGCAGAAACUAUCAAUAUGGUGCCCUCAAUAACAACAGGCGAUUUAUCAGAAUCAUCUUCAACCAUAGACAAGACAAUGCUUCCAACUUCACCUACAUUUAGUUCCACUGCAGGUGUAGAAGAAACUUACAGCCAUGCACCAAAAACCACCCCAUCAGAGUACACAGCCCUCCCAAUAAUAAAAGCUACAAUUGACACUUCUGCAGAGUUAUUAACAAAAGAGCCAUCUUCCUCUAUAACUGCCACAACUUUGGAAACAGCAGAAACAAUUUCACAAUCAGAACCAAUGACGACGGUGGACUUUUCAAAUGCAGUGCAGGAAUCAAUAGCUCUGUCAUCCAUGCCAACUGACCCACCUGACACAAUUGCUCAGUUAAGUAUGUCAACCCAAGCUAUGACUGAAAAACAAAGAGAAACAAAAAUAGAAACUGAUUUUUCAACAAUAAAGACUACAUACAUUGAUUCCACAUCUAUUAGUAAAUAUCCAUCAACUAUGAAAACACUAAUUUCUCAGCCUUCAUCAACAUUUGCAGUAACGUCAGAUGUGGGAAAAUCAACAGAAACAUCAAAAACAACUUCAACCCAGUCAGAUACAAAUAAUACAGACCUUCCUGCAACAAUCUCAACUGCUGAACCAUCACGAUCAACAUCCUUCAGUUCCACAAGCUCAACCAUCUACAUCACAACAGGAGGGUCAUUAUCAUUUAGUACAGAGGAAUUUGCCAACAUGGAGUCCUCUGUAACAACAUCAGAUUUCUCCGAAUCAUCUUCACCCAUUGACAUGACAAUACUUCCAACUUCACCUACAUCUAGUUCCACUGGAGGCAGAGAAACAACUCACAGACAUGCAGCAACCACCAUCGCAUCAGAUUAUACAGCUCUUUCUACUGACACUUCCAUCAAGUUUACAACAAAAAAGUCCUCCUUUUCAAUGCCUACCACAGGUGUUGAAACAGAAGAAACACCUUCACAAACAGGCCCACAGACGUCAAUUGCAGUUUCAAUCACAGUGCAGGAAUCUACAGCUCUGUCAUCAAUGCGAACUGACCCAUUUGACCAAAGUAUGCAGUACAGUACUUUUAACCCAGCUAUGACUGACGCACAAACUGAAACAAGUAUAACGACUGAUUUUUCUACAAUUGAGACCACAGAAUUGGAUUCCACAUCUAUUAGUAACCCUUUAUUAUCUAUGCCAACAUUCAUUUUUCAGUCUACAGCCACAAUUGCUGUAUCCACAGAUGUGGAGAAAUCAACAGAAACAUCAGAUGGAACAAUUUCAACCCUGUCAGAUAUACUUAUUACAAAGGCUUCAGACCUUCAGCCCCCUUCAGACAGCACAAUGCUUCCAACUUCUCUGCCAGCAAGCACCACUACAGCAGUAGAAACAGCUUCCAGCCUAGCACUGACUACCACCUUGUCAAAUGAGACUGCUCGUACAAAGGUAACUGCUACAUCUGAAAUCUUCCACACAGCAGAAACUACAUACAUGUUGCCCUCAGUUACAACAGAAGACAUUCCUUCGCAAUUUGCAACAGUGGAAACAACUUCACAGAGAGAACCAAUGAUAUCUCUGACAUCUUCAAUCACCAUGAAGCCUUCAACACCCAUAGUUUCUACAACUUCUGUACUUAGUACCCCACAGCUGAAUAUAAAUGAACCACAAACCACAAAAUGGCCAUCCACUACUCCACAAGCGACAAAAAACAGUACUUCCCAGUUUACACUUUUAGAAACUGAGAAGACACUUAAUUCCUCACAUUUUACUUCCCCCGCAGAGAUAACCUUUUCCUCUGGUGAUUUUACUGUAAAUUCCCAUUCAACUUCAACUUUUCCUAUGUCUGCAAGCAGUCAAACAUCUGCACAUUCUGAAGUUAAUUUCACAAAGCAGCCAACCCUUACAUCAGCAUCAACACGAGCUAAUUUUGUCCCCAGUACAGACCAAAACUUGAAAGCCACUGUCAUCAGUUCAGCAAGCUCAUCCAGCUAUACCACAAAAGGAAUGCCUGUUUCUUCGUCCAAAACCAACAAACCCUCGGCUACAACAGUGGGAGCUUUGACUACUAUUUUUAGAACUGUUAGUUCCACAUCUCUAUCAAAAACCACUCCUGCAGUUACCACAAAAGGAACUACAGGAACAUCUAGCACAUCAGCUCGUGUCACAACUAAGAAAACAACUGUUGCUUCUACUACAUUAUGUGAGGGCAGCAGAGUAACUCAUAUCAGGAUUGAAGGACUUGAUAGCAAGGAGAUUAGUGUGAGUUGGAAUGGUGACAACCUUAGACCAGAGAUGAAGUACGUCGUGAAGCUCAAACAGGGUCCCAACACAAGUGAAGUCACAAAUGUGUCAACUGUGAAGAAAGCACAAUUUACUGAUCUGCUCCCGGGAGUAACAUAUACGGUCACCAUAGAAUAUUUUUCUUGUAGUAAUAAGGAAGAAAUUAAGAGAAAUAUUACCACAGCUGCAAAUAUAUACGAGUCAUCCACCAGAAUUCCAGACAUUGAGUUUCUUCCCGAAUACGACAACCAUUCAAGCCCACAAUUUCAAACCCUUGUCUCACAUUUCAAAGAGGAGAUCACAAAAAACCUUCCCAGAGAUUACCAGGAUUUAAUUAAAGAAAAUAACAUGAGGGUUGUCGUGACAAAAAUCCGCAGAGGAAGUGUGAUUAUUGAAUUCGAUUUAUUGACAAAUACCAAGAUUGAUCUGCAGACAUCCACUGUAGAAAAAAAUAUUAUUAAUGCCUUGAACACGUCUACACUUAAAGUUGAUUUGGACCAAACAACCGUCAGAGAGGCAGAUGCUUGUCAAAGAAGUAGUGAUUUGUGCUCGGAAAAUGGUAUUUGCACAAAAGUUGGGCCUUCAUACACAUGCAAGUGUAAGGCAGAAUUCGUAGACCAGAACCCAAGUUUACCUGGAACUGACUGCCAAAAACAAGCUUUGAUAACAAUCUCUCCAACAUCUCGCCAAACCACAAGUGGGAAAGAUAACUGUGAAGGUGUGUGUUCCUCUCUUGCUGAGUGCACGGCCAUUCAUUCUGGCACGUAUGGAUGCCAAUGCUACGCUGGCCUCAUCGAUGUUAACCCUUCAAACCCUGGGAAGCUAUGCAGAGAGCCUUUUGACUGUUUCAGAGAAGAAACCAAUUUGUGUUCACCCAGCAAUACAUGCCUUCGGCCACAGUCUGUUUGUUCUCGCAAGAACCUGUUCAAGGCUACAGUGGAAUUAAAAUCAUGGCUAUACAGUCCUGCCCUUUACAACACUGAAAGUCAAGACUGGAUCAGUGUUUCAACAAAUUUUACCAUUACCGUUAUUAACAAAAUGAGAACCUUGCUGUUGGACGAGUCCUUUGACUUGACAGUUGUGGGGUUCAAGAAAGGAAGCGUGGUGGUCCAGAUGGUGUUUGGCUUUAAUGGCGGCAGCCACCUGAAUGUGCCAACCUUGGAAACAGCCCUACAGGACGUUGUCCGUGCAAAUCUGGACAAACUUGCUGUGGUAACCCUGGAAGAACUUCCUGCAGAAGAGAACUCUGGGGAAGGCUGGCGAGUUGCGACCAUUGUUACUGGAGUUCUACUGGGGGCUGCCCUGCUGCUAAUAGUGUUCGCUGGCUUAGCCUUUGCUCUGCGGAGGAGGUUGAAUUGCUCCAAUUCAUACAAACUCCGGAAAACUAACGACAACGGAGACCCCGUUCUAGUCAGCACUUUUGGGAACUAUAUUUGUCAGGAUGUGUAGCUCACAUUUUGUGUAUACAAAUUUCAGGGAUUGAGAUGUAUGAAGCCAUUGUUAAAAAAACGAUUUUGCUUUCAGGGCAGAAAAG
Messenger RNA from Anguilla anguilla (European eel), 13131 nucleotides. Its product is annotated as serine-rich adhesin for platelets-like. Lineage: Eukaryota; Metazoa; Chordata; Actinopteri; Anguilliformes; Anguillidae. Bases 66 to 13046 code for a protein of 4326 amino acids. The transcript is spliced from 12 exons. Gene Ontology annotation, molecular function: protein binding. The record is from RefSeq and is a predicted model, not a curated record.